GAGACAGUAGCGCAACUGCUUACACGACAUAUGCGCCUCGACCAAUCGCAUUCGAAGGGCAGUGGUUUAUCACCUUCUCAGCAUCGCAAUAUGUGUAUUGUGCUGGGAUGUCUGGCCGAGAAAUUAGCUGGGCCAAGCAGCGCAGAAAUCUGCUGUGACGCUACGUUGAAUUAUCUUAUCGAUAAUCUUAAACCCGCAUCAAACUGUCAAGUGAUUCUGUAUUCGUUGAUUGCGCUGGAGAAGCUUGCUCAAACAAUUGAGAAUAGGCUUACAAUAUGUGAACGACUUGAGCGAAUGAAACCGAACCCGUUGUUGGUAUGUUUUCAUUCUCUGGGGAAACUGAUCUUGAAAAAUUUCCAUUUUGAGGGCGUAGCGCCCAUGUCAUGA
This is a messenger RNA of Gongylonema pulchrum, 387 nucleotides long. Lineage: Eukaryota; Metazoa; Nematoda; Chromadorea; Rhabditida; Gongylonematidae. The record is from the annotation of a GenBank genome assembly.